ACAAGGGAUACGUAUACCGUCUACAGCCAGACUCAGAAAUUAGAAAUAAUGCGAUUAAUAGAAGUGAAUGUUUAGUAGGACCAGAGCCGGUAGGAAACAAGACAAUAUCUUGAAGAAACUGCUGCUUGGCAACAAUAACAGACCGAAACACAAGCAGCUACGUAUCAGUUUCGUUUUGUACGUCAUUAGGGCGUGGAGUCUAGGUUUAAAUCCGACAACUUAAAAGGUGCCAAAACAAGUCAUAUCGGGACACCAGAAAGCAUGCCGUCUCCUCUAUUCACCGUCAUUGGGCUUACAGCUGGGGCUGCUGGUGCCGUACUUCUGGCCCCAGUUGCGCUCGGGGUGGCUGGUUUUACUGGCGCCGGUAUCGCAGCAGGUUCUACGGCAGCUGGCAUGAUGUCUUCAGCAGCCAUUGCCAAUGGGGGCGGUGUGGCUGCAGGAAGUUUGGUCGCUAUCCUCCAGUCUGCAGGUGCUGCUGGUUUGUCUGCAACAGCAACAGCUGGUCUGGCAUCAGUGGGUGGUGCUACAGGAGCUCUAGUAGGUGGAGCGGUUGAUUUGCUGAAGAGGAUAAGCAAAUAGGAAAUGUACUGGAGUACUGAUCACCGCCCGUAAUUGUCUCUGUAGUUUGAUUUUAAACAUUUCAUUAGAUUUUGAAAACAAGAAUGUAACGCUCAAAAUAUGUUUGUUAGUUUUUUUUGCCACUUUUGUAACCAAAAGUAUGGGGUCAUCCUAAAGUUCAAAAAUCACACUAAAAUGUGGUUUAAUCAUAGAGGAUCAUUUGUAUGUUUAAAUGUAUGUUCUAAAAGCACUUUCGCAUUGUGUUUAUGUCCCGUUCAUUGUAAUUAUUAUCAUUCAGUGUUUUGCAAAGACUGUGAAAACCAUUUCUACGGUAAAUGUGGUAAUCAUGUGACCAAUUACAUUUAGAGACACUUUGUAAUGCAGUUACCUGCACAAGUGAUUAAUCAUGGAAAAAAUAAAGCUUCAAUACAAAGUUUUGAAUUUGA
This is a messenger RNA of Puntigrus tetrazona (Sumatra barb), 1004 nucleotides long. Its product is annotated as interferon alpha-inducible protein 27-like protein 2A. Gene Ontology annotation, cellular component: mitochondrion; membrane. The record is from RefSeq and is a predicted model, not a curated record. The transcript is spliced from 4 exons. Lineage: Eukaryota; Metazoa; Chordata; Actinopteri; Cypriniformes; Cyprinidae. Gene Ontology annotation, biological process: apoptotic signaling pathway. Bases 262 to 579 code for a protein of 105 amino acids.